This is a messenger RNA of Dromiciops gliroides (monito del monte), 9120 nucleotides long. It is a transcript of the gene PTPRG, whose product is annotated as protein tyrosine phosphatase receptor type G. Gene Ontology annotation, biological process: protein dephosphorylation. Lineage: Eukaryota; Metazoa; Chordata; Mammalia; Microbiotheria; Microbiotheriidae. Gene Ontology annotation, molecular function: protein tyrosine phosphatase activity; protein binding. The record is from RefSeq and is a predicted model, not a curated record. The transcript has 30 exons. The coding region runs from base 144 to 4475 and encodes 1443 amino acids.
CUUUGGGUGGGGGUGAGAGGUGGAGUGGAGGAAAGACGAAGAAGAAAAGUGGAAAGAAAGGAAAAAAGGCAAAGGGAAGAAAAGAAACUUAUUUAACAAGUUCAUCGCAGCUGCCUCCUCCCUUUCGAUGUGCGUUUUUGGACAUGCGGAGGCUUUUGGAACCGUGUUGGUGGAUCUUUUUCUUGAAAAUCACCAGCUCCGUGCUCCAUUAUGUCGUUUGUUUCCCGGCUUUGACAGAAGGCUAUGUUGGCACUCUCCACGAAAACAGGCAUGGCAGCUCAGUGCAAAUCCGCCGGCGGAAAGCAUCCGGAGACCCUUACUGGGCGUAUUCGGGCGCCUACGGUCCUGAACACUGGGUUACAUCAAGUGUGAGUUGUGGUGGCCGCCACCAAUCCCCAAUAGAUAUUUUAGAUCAACAAGCACGAGUUGGGGAAGAGUACCAGGAACUGCAGCUAGAUGGUUUUGAUAAUGAAUCCUCCAACAAAACAUGGAUGAAAAACACAGGGAAAACAGUGGCUAUUCUUCUGAAAGAUGACUAUUUUAUCAGCGGUGCAGGACUGCCGGGCAGAUUCAAAGCAGAGAAAGUCGAAUUCCACUGGGGCCACAGCAAUGGCUCCGCAGGUUCUGAGCACAGCAUAAAUGGUAGAAGAUUCCCUGUCGAGAUGCAGAUUUACUUUUACAAUCCUGAUGACUUUGACAGCUUUCAAACAGCAAUUUCUGAAAACCGAAUAAUAGGAGCCAUGGCUGUAUUUUUUCAAGUCAGUCAGAGGGACAAUCCAGCACUGGAUCCUAUUAUCCAUGGAUUGAAGGGUGUCGUCCAUCAUGAGAAGGAAACCUUUCUGGACCCAUUCGUCCUUCGGGACCUCCUACCAGCGUCCCUAGGGAGCUAUUACCGCUACACUGGUUCCUUGACCACCCCACCAUGUAGUGAAAUUGUGGAGUGGAUUGUUUUCCGGAGACCUGUUCCCAUCUCUUACCAUCAGAUGGAGGCCUUCUAUUCCAUCUUUACCACAGAACAGCAAGAUCACGUCAAAUCUGUGGAAUAUCUGAGGAAUAACUUUCGACCACAGCAGAACCUGAAUGACAGGGUGGUGUCCAAGUCAGCUGUCAAAGAUGCCUGGAGUCAUGACAUGACAGACCUGGAAAAUCCACUGGGAACUGAAGCCUCCAAAGUUUGUAGUACUCCACCAGUCAACAUGAAAGUUCAUCCAGUAAACCGGACAGCCUUGCUGGUCACCUGGAGCCAACCAGAGACCAUCUACCACCCUCCACUCAUGAAUUACAUGAUCUCCUACAGCUGGACAAAAAACGAGGAUGAAAAGGAAAAGACAUUUACCAAGGAUAGCGACAAAGACUUGAAAGCCAUCAUUAGCCAUGUUUCACCCGAUAGCCUUUAUCUCUUCAGAGUGCAGGCUAUAUGCAGAAAUGAUAUGCGCAGCGAUUUUAGCCAAACAAUGUUGUUUCAAGCCAAUACCACUCGAAUAUUCCAAGGGACCCGAAUUGUUAAAACAGGAGUGCCUACAGCUUCUCCUGCUUCUUCUGCGGACAUGGCUCCCAUCAGUUCUGGGUCUUCCACUUGGACUUCAUCGGGCAUCCCCUUCUCUUUUGUUUCAAUGGCUACUGGCAUGGGUCCCUCCUCGAGUGGCAGCCAAGCGACCGUGGCCUCAGUGGUGACCAGCACUCUGCUCGCUGGCCUCGGCUUUAGCGGUGGUGGGAUUUCCUCCUUCCCCAGCACCGUGUGGCCCACCCGCCUCCCAACAGCUGCUUCUGCCAGCAAACAGUCUGCCAGACCCGUUGUAGCCACAACGGAGGCUUUGUCCUCCCCGGCCCCAGAAGGUGAUUCUGCCCUGACCAAGGACAGCGAAGGCACCGAGGAAGGGGAGAAGAAUGAGAAGAGUGAGAGCGAGGAUGGUGAAAGGGAACACGAGGAGGAGGGGGAAAAGGAUUCCGAAAAGAAGGAAAAGAGUGGAGUGACCCACAGCACGGAGGUCCAGAACAGAACCAAGCCCACCCUCGUGCCAACUUCUCCUAAUCGAACUGUGGAGGAGGACAGAAAUGAAACUAUAGCUGGCCCAGAGCCAAACCCAAAAGUCCUCCCCACAGAUCGGAUUGAUGAGAGAUGGGAAACAGUCACUGAACCCAGCACGGGCCCUGUCACCCCCACCCAAGUGCCCUCCAUGGUCACAGGCGAACAGUACUCGGGAAAGGGUCCCAAGAGACCAGAGACGCCGUCCAAAAAGCCGAGUUCCAGAGGGGACCGAUUUCCAGAUGAUAAGUUCAUCACUGUAAAUCCAGACAAAAACACCUCUAGCAUGGUGACCCGAGCUUCUCCUGGGAGGAUGGACUGGAUUAUCCCCUUGAUCGUGGUGUCCGCUCUGACCUUCGUGUGCCUCAUUCUUCUUAUUGCUGUGCUAGUUUAUUGGAGAGGGUGUAACAAAAUAAAGUCCAAGGGCUCUCCCAGACGUUUCCGUGAAGUGCCUUCUUCUGGGGAGAGAGGAGAGAAGGGGAGCAGAAAGUGUUUCCAAACGGCUCAUUUCUAUGUGGAAGAUAGCAGCUCCCCCAGGGUGGUCCCCAAUGAGAGCAUUCCUAUCAUCCCUAUUCCAGAUGACAUGGAAGCCAUUCCUGUCAAGCAAUUUGUUAAACAUAUCAGUGAGCUCUAUUCUAAUAACCAGCAUGGAUUCUCCGAAGACUUUGAGGAAGUACAACGUUGUACCGCUGAUAUGAACAUCACGGCUGAACAUUCCAAUCACCCAGAUAACAAGCACAAAAACAGAUACAUCAACAUUUUAGCAUAUGACCACAGUCGAGUGAAGUUAAGGCCUUUACCAGGAAAAGAUUCUAAGCACAGUGACUACAUUAAUGCAAACUACGUCGAUGGCUACAACAAAGCAAAAGCCUAUGUGGCCACACAGGGACCUCUCAAGUCAACAUUUGAAGAUUUCUGGAGAAUGAUUUGGGAGCAGAACACUGGAAUCAUCAUCAUGAUCACAAACCUUGUGGAAAAAGGAAGAAGAAAAUGUGACCAGUACUGGCCAACAGAGAAUAGUGAAGAAUAUGGAAACAUUAUCGUCACACUGAAGAGCACAAAAGUUCAUGCCUGCUACACUGUCCGUCGUUUUUCAGUCAGAAAUACUAAAGUGAAAAAGGGUCAGAAGGGAAACCCUAAAGGUCGGCAGAAUGAAAGAAUUGUGAUCCAGUAUCACUACACCCAGUGGCCUGACAUGGGAGUGCCAGAAUAUGCCCUCCCUGUGCUGACAUUUGUGAGGAGGUCGUCAGCGGCCAGGACACCAGACAUGGGGCCCGUGCUCGUCCAUUGCAGUGCCGGAGUGGGCAGGACAGGCACCUACAUCGUCAUAGACAGCAUGCUGCAACAGAUAAAAGACAAAAGCACAGUUAACGUCCUGGGAUUCUUGAAACACAUCAGGACGCAGCGUAACUACCUCGUCCAGACGGAGGAGCAGUACAUUUUCAUUCACGAUGCCUUGUUGGAAGCCAUUCUGGGAAAGGAGACAGAAGUCGCCUCAAAUCAGCUGCAUAGCUAUGUCAACAGUAUACUCAUCCCUGGAGUGGGAGGGAAGACCCGUCUAGAAAAACAAUUCAAGUUGGUCACACAAUGUAACGCAAAAUACGUUGAGUGUUUUAGCGCACAGAAAGAAUGUAACAAGGAGAAGAACAGAAACUCAUCCGUUGUGCCAGCUGAGCGUGCUCGAGUGGGGCUUGCGCCCUUGCCCGGAAUGAAAGGAACAGAUUACAUCAAUGCAUCCUACAUCAUGGGCUACCAUAGGAGCAACGAGUACAUCAUAACCCAGCACCCUCUGCCACACACCACGAAAGACUUUUGGCGGAUGAUAUGGGAUCAUAACGCGCAGAUCAUUGUCAUGCUGCCAGACAACCAGAGCUUGGCAGAAGACGAGUUUGUGUAUUGGCCCAGUCGAGAAGAAUCUAUGAACUGUGAGGCCUUUACCGUGACCCUCAUUAGCAAAGACAGAUUGUGCCUCUCUAAUGAAGAGCAAAUUAUCAUUCAUGACUUUAUCCUAGAAGCGACACAGGAUGACUACGUCCUAGAAGUCCGACACUUCCAGUGUCCCAAGUGGCCCAAUCCAGAUGCCCCAAUAAGCAGUACUUUUGAACUUAUCAAUGUCAUCAAAGAAGAGGCCUUAACAAGGGAUGGGCCCACCAUUGUUCAUGAUGAGUAUGGAGCAGUUUCAGCAGGAAUGCUAUGUGCUCUAACCACACUGUCCCAGCAGUUGGAGAAUGAAAAUGCCGUGGAUGUUUUCCAGGUAGCAAAGAUGAUCAAUCUUAUGAGGCCUGGAGUCUUCACAGACAUUGAGCAGUACCAGUUUGUCUACAAAGCAAUGCUCAGCCUGGUCAGCACUAAAGAAAAUGGAAAUGGCCCCAUGACCGUGGACAAAAAUGGCGCUGUGCUGAUUGCCGAUGAAUCGGACCCUGCCGAGAGCAUGGAGUCUCUGGUGUAAUUGGAAUCCUGAAGAGGCGCUUGAUUUGUAGAACGAAGGAAAACUGAGAGAACUUUUUUGAGGCCUUUUUUGCCAGACUCUAGGUUAUACAAUAACCCAGUUACUUUUUUACACUGAUAAAAAGUUUUGAUAUUUAUUUUUUGCCAUUUUAUGUCUUAAUGGUAUCCUACUGAGCAUUUGCACCUCUGUUUAUUUCACACAGUGAAACACAAUUUUAUCUCGUUUGCACUAUCUGAUCAGUGUUACUGCCUAUAAUAUCCUACUACAAAAGCGACCCCUGGUCUGACAUUCCAUGGCGACAUAUUGCUACUUUUAGUUCCAUGCAGUGAUGGUUUUUUGUUAAUGACAGUGAGCCUUGAAUCGUUGAUUUGUGAAUGCUGAACCAGCCCCAUUCUUUUUAAUGAACAGCGCUGUACUUGUCCCCAGCCCCCGUCCCUUACUCUUCCAAUCACUUUGGUCAAUAUCGUAUGCCUUUCGUAGUUCAGUAGAGUGGAUGAACACUGUUGAUGUUGUGUUGUUUUGUUUUGUUUUUUUCAGACUUUAGCAGGGGAUUGGUAGCCAUGUAUAUGAACAAGGUGUAAUUGCCUCCUGGGCUUGAAAUGCUUCGGUUAGUGGUGGCUCAGAUUUCCACUGACACAGCUUGGAGGCAUGGUAGCUGCUUCAUAUGUCCUUCACUUAGCAUUGGCAAAGUGCACAAAACCACAUGGGACAUAGGCAGCCGGUUAUGGACUCCACUUCAGAAUUCACAGUUAUGUCCAAAUAAAGGCUAACAUUGCUUUCUGGUUUUUAUGGCAGCCAUGUGGAUCAUAAUGUUUGUUAUAUCUAUCGUAAUGAUCUGAAUCAGCAACACAGUAAAAUCAGGGCUGUCUUAAAAAAAAAAAAUAGAGGUAGCAAUAUUUUACAUAACCAAGCUAUCGAAUACCUUUAAUUCCUUUACAUUAAUGCUUCUUGACCAUGACAUCACCUCCAGUGGGAUGUUGUUGAAUGAAAUGAACAUUUCCUUAAUCUCACUUGUUGCCAUUUUUGCAGGUGUGUAAUUUUGAAACGAGUGCUCAAAAGUAAAUUACUGAUCCAUAUUCUUGGUGAAGCAAUCUAAUAAAAACUACCUACCAAGUUAGCAUUCUCCUUCUUUUUUUGCCAAACUUUUCUUGAUAAAUCUCUUCAUUAACAUACCCCUUCCAAAUGAGAUCUGAUCUUUUUUUUUUCCUAUCAUUUAAAGGUUCUUAGUCUCAUUUUAAGAUGAAAACACUGGGUUGGCAAAAGUUGGGAACGUGGAGUUGGUUGUUGGAACUCCUAAAUUUGAGGUUAGCAAUGAAUCUGUAAUUACAGUCUGUCUUUUCUAGGAGCAAAAGCAGACAUUAUACAUAUACACACAUGUGUAUGAAUGUAUACUUGCAUCUCAGUAACCAAGACUGAUAUUCUCAACCAUGGCCAAGAGAAGCUCAUUUUCUUUGAUGAAUUUUGGACUAUGCUCAUUCUUUGAAACACAAUAGGAUUUUUGCCUUAAUGGGAAAAAGAAGAGAGUUAAGAUUGUUCUGUAAGCUGUUAGGUGGGAAAACCCAAUCAUACUUAGGAAGAUCCAAUUGAUUUAAUUUGCAUGCAUGCUUAUAAUAGAGAUAGCUGCUCUGGGAAUGAGGAGUUGGCCUCAGAAGCACUGGGUCUGGUAAGAAUAAGUUGUAUGUUUAAUAAAACACUGAACCCACAGACAAGACUAUCUAAGUACAUGUGGCCAGGCACUUCAGAAUCUUAAGUGAUAAUCUAACUCAUGGCCAUAUUCAAUUUGUCUUCAUCAAAAAGCCAGCCAGCCAACCAUCAUAUGGAGAGUUGCUUAAGGAAUAACAUGGUGGUGGACUGAACCCCCACAGUAUCAGCAUCUGGAUGGCCCUUUCCUAAGUGAAGCAGCUUUUCAGUCAUUCACUUACAAGCACUGAUGAGGUAUGCCUCCUGAUCUGACCUUCAUACAAACCUCAACAACAAUGAUCAUUAUACCAAUGUGGAGGACUGGCCUGCAUAGGCUUCCUUUCAUAGUAGCAUUUACUUGUUCUACAUAUGACAGGUGGAUUCAGAGACAUUUUACCACUCCCACUAUUGCCACUGAAGUUGGCAUUGGGAAAUCCCAACUAGUAGUGUGAGGAAUUAGACCACUGGACGUUUUGUACUCUUUGCUAGAAAUAAGAGGUCCUUCAGAGGCCUAUGAAUAAAAGAGGGUCUCAAAUCAUGGUAAGAUCCAAAGAUUUGAGUCCGUUGGGGUAUUCCAUUAUUUGAGUUUUAGUGCAUGUUUGCUUUCCAUGGGCUCCUGCUCAUUUUAGUAUUGGUUUAGCAGAGGUCAUAGUGGGAAAUGAAUGGUGAUGGGGGAUUGAUUGCCUCAUUUUGGGCCUCCCUCUUAACCUUCCCCUCCCCCAUCCCUUUAUGAAAUAAUGUUAGAGCUAGGACUCAUUUUUAUUUUCAGUGAUUGUUUUGGUAAAAGUGAAUAUUGGGUGUCAAUAGGAAAAAAAACUAUAUAGAAAGUAUUCAUUUCUGUGUUAUUUACUGAGGGCUCAAUUAAUGGAAAAAUAACUUUCAUCUAAGUUUUGUUGACCUUGGUCAUUGUUUACCUUGUGUCAAAAGAAAGAGCUGGCUAAUGCAUAGGCUAGAAACUACAUCCUAAGGAAAGUUCAGAAGUUCUUGGGAAUUAAAUCAGGUAGUGCCUGUAGCAGAAUUGAACCAAAGUCUGCGAGAUCCCAAUGGACUCUGAAUUACUCACUACUCUUUGUCUUGCCAAAGUAGUUCAUAUACUUUUUCAAAGGAAGAUAGGGGUGUCCAUCCAACUGUUUCCCACUUCAACUGUGAAAUACAUAAGUUAGUACUAUCUUCCCAGUAGCAGAGUCUCAGCGAAUGCAUUCAUGUUCAUUCUUUGAAACAUAAGCACAUGGCUUAACUACAGAACAAGGUUAUUAUCACUUUCACUCAGGGGGAAAGGAAGUAGCUAUUGCAAAUUCAUUCAUGCUUAUCAACGUGAGAAGCUCUUUGAAGAAUUUAAGUCGGAAGGAAACAGUAUACACCCAUUACCCAAAACUGAAUUGGAAUGAUCAGACCAAGUGACUAUGGGUUCUGGACACCUGAGAAGUGGCAUUCUCAGAAUAAAAGAAUAUUUUUUCAUUUGAAAGUCACAUUUCUUUUUUAACAUUAAAAAAGGCUAGCCUACCAGUAGGGUUUUGGAAAGAAUGAUGUGAGUUAAGUUGCUUUUCCUGAUUUUUAAGUCCUUUGGAGUCCAUUCUAAGCAGCUGGAUCAGAGAAGGUUAUUUUCUUAAUGGUCCUGAUCACAUGAGAUGUUAGCCCAAGCUAAUGUUUUGGAACCUGAAAAAUAACCUGAACUAUUUUUAAAUGACACAGCACAACUGCCCAGCUCAGAAUUUCUUUGCUUUUUUUUUUUUAAAUAAAACUGAUAGAUUAUAUUUAAAAAUUAAAAUAGAUACCAGUUUUACCAAAGAUACAUAUUACUAAUUCUCAGCAAAAAAAUAAAAUAAAAUAAAACAACAAAAACCCACCAUAAUUUAAGGAAGGAAAAUUGAAACGUAGUUUGUCUUAAAGAUUUAGCAGUCGUGCUUUAAGAUGCAUUUCCAACUCCUGUGUUCUGAAGUUUCUAUUCCCUUGGUGCCAGUGAAUUUGUAUAUGAAGGGAAAAUGCCUGCUUUUUUUUUCUUUAACAGCUGUAACUAGAUUUCUUGCUAAACUUUUGAAUUUGCCCUAAGUUGUCAUUCAACGUGAGACAUUGGCUUUGCUGAUCUCUAGGGAGAAGACAUGCAAAAAUUGGGAGAUGGAAUUUUAAUAAAGAUAUUUGGCCCUCGACUUUGUCUUAGCUGUUAAAAAAAACUGUUUUUAGUAUUUUUGUUAAAUAUUUGCAAAGGGAAACAUUUUCUACAGAGGAUUAAUUAAUUUCAAGAAAAAUAUCUUGAGUUUUAAGAAUAAACACGUCUCCAGAAGAGGAGACCAUCAAUUUUAUAAGCUGUCACAACUCUCCCAACAUUUGGGGAAGUGACUCUUUUUGUUAAGACAUUUGAAACUAGCAAGCAGCCAUUGUUUCUAAAGAACUCGGCCUUCAUGUUGACUCACGUUUCUUUGACUUCAUUUUGAAAUAGCAGAAAUCAUUAAAACUGUAAAUAUUUUGUUGCUUGGAUAAGCAUCUUCUGGGAACUUUGUAUCUAUGGUAUAUAAUCAUAGAAUUUUAUAUUUUCAUAUAAAGCUGAUUUUUUUCUAGUUUCAACUCCUUCAUACUUUUUUUUUUUUGUGGUGGAUAUGUGAAUACAGCCUUUCUGUGUACUGAAAGUAGCACGGACCAUCAUCACAUUCCAAAAGAAUCCAACGCCAUGUUCUUUCUUUGGGGCAGUGAUUAUGAAAGUUAGAUUUUCUUUUUCAUUCCAUUGUCAGAGUGGGCAAUAGGAAUUAGGCCUAAUCAGUCAUUGAACACGUCUGUCGCAUUGGACCCAUUUUGGAAAAAGUGGUGUUUUGUUUUGGGUAUCUUUUUUCCAUUUUGUUUUUGGGGGUUUUUUGUAACUUGAAGAAUUACCUUUUUUGUUCUGUUUAAAACUAUAUCAAAUCAUUCUAUGAUAGUGUUAUUUAAUAUGUAAAUUGUAUUGCUAUACAUAAAAUAAAGUAUGGUUUUUUGA